Molecule: messenger RNA, 2679 nt
Organism: Pelobates fuscus (common spadefoot toad)
Lineage: Eukaryota; Metazoa; Chordata; Amphibia; Anura; Pelobatidae
Product: gastrula zinc finger protein XlCGF17.1-like
Exons: 4
Coding region: 812-1948 (378 amino acids)
Biological process (GO): regulation of transcription by RNA polymerase II
Molecular function (GO): DNA-binding transcription factor activity, RNA polymerase II-specific; RNA polymerase II cis-regulatory region sequence-specific DNA binding
Source: RefSeq, a predicted model, not a curated record
AUGAUACAAAAGAAUGGAUACAAAUGCAGAAAGAUAAGUCCUGCGCUCACUCUCAUCACUCCUAUGUCUUUUUAGUCUGUUUUUAAUUUAAAGGGACAGUCUAAGCACCAUAACCACUAAUGCUUAGUGAAUUAAGGUGCAAAUAGUCUUUGGAAUAUCUCACUCCCAUAGCUCUCAGCCUAUCAUUUCAAACCGUAUUUGAAUAAGCCAAUGCAAAAGUUCAUUUCUGCAUUAGGCAAGCCACAGCAGAGGUACAGAGGUACUGUUUUUAGGUGCAUGGGAGAGAUGCAUUUUUGUUUUGCAGUUUGAGAAGAAGUGCGGUAUAAUGCUCCCAGAAAUGGUCUACAGCAGAUAGUUUUGGCACUCCAGAUGUUGUGGACUGUGUGGUUCAUAAUGAUCUUACAGUCGUCAUGCUGACAAACCAUCAGAGAUGUAGUCCUCAGCAUCUGGAGUGCAAAUUGCCUAUCCCUGCUGUACACCAUAACCACUAAAGUGAACAUUGUCAGAGCUUGUUCUCAAAUCCGUUAAAAGCCAAGCUAAAAAUACAACUGAAACAAUGACAGAUACAAAGAGGGCUGCCUUUUAUGUCAUGUGCAUUUCAUGAAUAGAAUGAAUAAACGACUGGUUCCAUGUUUUGUUUUUUUUCUUUCCACAAGGAGAAUUCCUCUGAUCUCAGGAGCACUUACUGCAGAGUAGAGAUUGCUUGACAAACUGUAUGACACCUGGUAAGCUCUGCCAUCUCUCGAGAUUAGUGUUGGGAUAAAGAAAGCCAUUAAGUGACUACAGGUAGAAAACUAGAAGCCAGAGGUUAAUGUUUCACAGCUCCGCAAUGGAUUACCAGCUGAUCAGACAGGAUCAGUGUGAGUUUGAGGAAGUGGCCGUUUACUUCUCCGAGGAGGAGUGGGACUAUUUAAAUUAUGAAGAGAAGGAGCUUUACCGGGAUGUGAUGAUGGAGAAUUACCAGACCCUCCGCUCUCUGGGAUGGAUCAGCAAAGUGCCUCAAAUUAUAUCUGUGAUAGAGCGAGGAGAAGAUCCCUCUGUAAAGGGUCACCAAUGGAUUAAGGCGACACAGAGUCCUACAAACAGUGAAACAGAUGGCAUGGUGUACAAACUUUGUUCUAAGAAACUUUGCCCAAAGGGAAAUCCACUGAUCAGGAGUGCGAGGAAAUCCCUUAUAAUAAAGACUGCUGACUCAACCUCCCAGGAACAUGGAACUCCUUCUGAAUCUUGUGGGACUACACCUCAGAUACUAAGCAAAGGCAAUAGAGAUUUUUCAUGUUGUGAAUGUGGGAAAACCUUUCCCUUUCAAUCCUCUUUUGUUAAACAUCAGAAAAUUCACACAAGACAGAAAUUGUUCUCGUGUUCUGAGUGUGAGAAAUGUUUUAGCUGGCAUGCACAUCUUGUUAGACAUCAGAGAACUCACACAGGAGAGAAACCAUUCUCAUGUUCUGAAUGUGGGAAAUGUUUUAGCCGAGAAACCCAUCUUGUCAGACAUCAGAGAACUCACACAGGACUGAAACCUUUCUUAUGCUCUGAAUGUGGGAAAUGUUUCAGACAGCAUUCAAAUCUUGUAACACAUCAGAGAACUCAUACAGGACAGAAACCAUUCUCAUGUUCGCAGUGUGGCAAAUGUUUUAGCCAGCACUCUCAUCUUGUUAGACAUGAGAAAACUCACACAGGAGAGAAACCGUUCUUUUGUCCUGAAUGUGGAAAAUGUUUUGUCAGUAAAUCAUAUCUUGAUAUACAUCAAAAAACUCAUACAGGACAGAAACCGUUCUUUUGUUCUGAGUGUGGGAAAUGUUUUGGUCGGCUCUCAAAUCUUGCCAUACAUCAGAGAAGUCACACAGGAGAGAAGCCCUUCUCAUGUUCUGAAUGUGGGAAAUGUUUUACCCGGCGCUCACAUCUUGUUAAACAUCAAAGAACUCACACAGGACAGAAACAUUGGUAAUAUUCUGACUGUGAAAAAUGUCAGCAAUUUCUAUACUUUUCCUAAUACCAAUAUGUGUUAGAAGGUACUCCUCAUACAUUGAAACGCCUGAGAAUAUAAAAUGUUUUUAGUAUGAAUAUGGAAAGUGUUUCGAUAGGUACAUAAAAAUGUUGUCAUGCUUUCAAGGCUUGUCACUAUGGGAUAGAAUGUUUCCAUCAAUUCUCUUUAACCAUCUCCAUGCUUCUAUUUAUUUAUUUAUUUAUUUUACUUAAAAGUACUGACACUUGCACACCCUCCAUGCCUCACAACGGAUUAUAUCGAACAUAAGACAAACACAGGAAUGCUCAAGUAUGGCCAUUAAAUACAUACUCUUUGUUUAUGAUAUCUACUGAUAUAAAAUUAAGUGGGAAAACUAGUCCAGACAAAUAAUAAAAAUAUGUUGGCAUAUCUAACAGAAAAGCGAGUGAAAGCAUACUGAAAUGUUUAGUUUCCCCCCUUCAUUCUACCGAAACUGCUCUGACUUAACUAAUGACCUUAUUGAGGCUAAAUCCACUGGCCACUACUCUGUUCUAUUUCUUGUAGACCUCUUUGCUGCCUUUGACACUGUUGAACAUGCUCUACUUCUCCAAACACUUCUCAUUUUAUGGUUCUCAUUCUAUUCUUCGCAUUGAAGAAACAACAAGCAAAAUUGGUUUGGUGUGCUGCACAAAAGCAUGUAAAAUCACGAUUAAAUAAAUGGUUUACAUUCACUG